AAGAGGGUUCCACUCUGACCUGUUCCGACCCUGAUCCGACCUCUCUCGAACACCGACCUGAUCCGACCGUGUUCACUUCGAACACGGUCGGAUCAGGGUCGGACCAGAGUCGGAACAAGGUCGGGAAAAUCCCUCCCUCCCGCCGCCGCUGACCCCUGUUCCGACCGGUCGGAUCAGGUCGGAUCACGGUCGGAACAGAGUCGGAGUUCACAGGCCGAGCUCCGAGUUCACAGCCACGUGCCGUACGUCCCGUUGACGUACAGCCAUGUGCACGCCUGACACGGACACUGCCCCUCGCGCCGACGAGCCGUGCGGGCCUCCGUCGGCGGCGUCAGACGAGCUGGCGGUGACGACUGCGACGCCCGCUGAGGCGGCGGCGGCGGAGGCGGCGGCGGAGGCGGCGGAGGCGGCGGCGGAGGCUGAGGUGCCGCCGCCGGCCGAGGAGCCGGCGGCGGAGACGGAGGGCCCGGCGGAGGAGGAAACGGCUGCGGUGGCGCUCCCGGGAGGCGAGCCGGCGGCCGAGGAGGAGGCGGCGGACGAGGAGGUGGUGGCGGCAGGGCAGCCGGCAGGCACGGCGCCCGAGGUGCGCAAGUUGCCCAGCACGACUCUCUCAGUCACGCUGAAGGGCGACAAGGCGCAGCCGGCGAUGACCGCGGACCUCUCCAGAAGGCGGGGCGUGAAGGUCAAGACCUACUCACGCACCAUCGCGCUGACCAUCACAGCCGGCACGACCACCACGCUGCGCGAGCUCGCGACUCAGGGCGCUCUCAAGAUUCUGGGCCCACGCGCGGCCGAGGUCGCGUUGCGGCAGGAGGGUGUGCUCCACGCCGAGGACGCACUCGACGAGCCGGUCAAGCUCGACACGUCGGUCGUCUUCUCGCCACCCUCGACGCCCUCGACUGACCUCGUCCUCAUCGUCUACCUCGAUGCCGAGAUCUUCCGCGACGCGUUUGUCGGCAAGGUCAAAGCCGACAAGGAGAGCUUCGAGAGCAACGCAAAGGCCCACUCGAUCAACAUCCAGCAGGUGGAGAUUUACGAGAUGAGCGGGGUGAACAAGACCAACUUUCUCGCAGGGAUCGGCGCCAGCGGGAUGGACAAGGCGCCGCUCAACUGCUGCAACACGGAGAAGAUCGAGACGUGGCUCGCCAAGUACAAGGGGAAGAUGGAGAAGCUGCGCGCCGACCUCCUCGACCUGCGCCGCCGCAAGCAGGAGGGCAAGGCGUCUACCGCCAAGAAGAGCACCAAGCGGGCGCUCCCUCCUGCGGUCCCACACCUCUGCGCCGACACUGCCUCGCAUGUGUUCAACGAGGCGGCAAACUCUCUCUUCCUGGCCUCGCUUGCGGCCUGGUCUGCGGUCGACGGCAAGGAGCGGCGGAAGUAUGAGAAGCACUUCCUCGAGAGCGCCACCCAGGCGGAGGUGGCUGAUAAGUUUGGCAUGGUUGGCAUCACGCUCCCGCAGGUUACCGCCAAGUUCCGCAACAUGAGGAACCGCGAGGCGAAGAAGCAGAAAGCUGCUCAGUGA
Messenger RNA from Emiliania huxleyi CCMP1516, 1522 nucleotides. RefSeq lists its product as hypothetical. The record is from RefSeq and is a predicted model, not a curated record. NCBI's taxonomy places the organism in Eukaryota, Haptophyta, Isochrysidales, Noelaerhabdaceae. Bases 266 to 1522 code for a protein of 418 amino acids. The transcript is spliced from 4 exons.